Messenger RNA from Coregonus clupeaformis (lake whitefish), 4991 nucleotides. Its product is annotated as coronin-1C-A. Lineage: Eukaryota; Metazoa; Chordata; Actinopteri; Salmoniformes; Salmonidae. Gene Ontology annotation, biological process: actin filament organization; neural crest cell migration. The transcript has 11 exons. The record is from RefSeq and is a predicted model, not a curated record. Bases 95 to 2212 code for a protein of 705 amino acids. Gene Ontology annotation, molecular function: actin filament binding.
CUCACAGACAAGUCUGCCUGUUGAAGGCAGGCCCUCCACUAGGAGUGAGGUCAUCACAGAAAAACCUGCCUCUUCCUCAGUGUCUGAUGAGCUCAUGACUGAGUCUACUGAGUCUCCAUCCUGCAACAAAGAGGAUGAUCAAACCACAGAGCCCCUGCCUUUACACAACAUAGAUGAAUCACCCAGCACUAUCACUGUCACUGAGAUUCCUCCACCAAAACCAGAAAAUACCACUGCGGGGAAAACAACACCCAGUCUAUGCACCUCAGAGGCCUUGCAUUCUGAGUCUAUGGAGGAGGCUAAGACCAUGAAGGACCCUCCUCAAAUAACACACAUCCCAGUUGUAGUGAUAGAGACUGCCUCAGCCUCGGUAGGAACUGGGAUGGCUCUAUCAGAAGAGAGUAUGGAUAAUCAGAGCAAAGAUGAGAAGCUUCAGUCUCAAGAUGUGACUUUAAAAAUAGAGCCUGUGUCACAGCAAGUUACAGAGAGCACCACUGCAGUCCACUCUGACGAAAAGUCUACCCAGCACAAGGACCAAACUGUCUCAGAGAGCGACAAACAACAGGAUACUCCUAAAUCGAGGCCUGUCUCUGAACUUAUAAAGGAGAAUAUUCUACUACAAGAAAAGCUGAAGCAUCCGGAUUUGACAAAGUCAUUGGAAGCAAAACCUGAUGGAGUUUCGGAGCAAGCCCAGUCUGUGAAGGUGGCUCAAAUUUUGGCGGCUUUUGACUCCCCCAAGAAAUCCCCAGAGAAGGCACUGGAGAGGAAACCAUCUGUGAGAAAAGAUAUGUUCAGGCGAGUUGUGCGAGCGAGCAAAUUCCGUCAUGUCUUUGGCCAGGCGUUGAAGAAUGACCAGUGCUACGACGACAUCAGAGUGUCGCGGGUCACAUGGGACAGCUCGUUCUGCGCCGUCAACCCCAAGUUUGUCGCCAUCAUCAUAGAGGCCAGCGGGGGCGGGGCCUUCCUGGUCCUCCCUCUUAACAAGUCGGGCCGCAUUGACAAGGCCUACCCCACAGUGUGUGGUCACACGGGCCCUGUGCUGGACAUCGACUGGUGCCCCCACAAUGACCAGGUCAUCGCCAGUGGCUCGGAGGACUGCACAGUUAUGGUGUGGCAGAUCCCUGAGAACGGACUGGUUACUGGCCUGUCUGAGCCUGUUGUGGUCCUGGAGGGACAUUCCAAAAGAGUUGGCAUCAUCACAUGGCACCCCACGGCACGCAACGUCCUGCUCAGUGCUGGCUGUGACAACCUGAUCAUCAUCUGGAACGUGGGGACGGGCGAGGCCAUGAUUCAGCUGGAGGAAAUGCACCCUGAUGUCAUCUUCAGCGCCUGCUGGAACCGCAACGGCAGCCUCAUCUGCACCGCCUGCAAGGACAAGACCAUCCGUGUCAUCGACCCCCGCAAGGAGGAGAUCGUAGGGGAGAAGGAAAAGGCACACGAGGGGGCGCGGCCGAUGAGGGCCAUCUUCCUGGCGGACGGGAACGUGUUCACCACAGGCUUCAGCCGUAUGAGUGAGCGACAGCUAGCCCUGUGGAACCCGCAAGCCAUGGACGAGGCAAUCUCAGUGCAUGAGAUGGACACCAGCAAUGGAGUUCUCUUGCCCUUCUAUGACCCAGACACCAAUGUGGUUUAUCUGUGUGGUAAGGGUGACAGCAGCAUCCGCUACUUUGAGAUCACAGACGAGGCCCCAUUUGUCCACUACCUCAACACCUUCACCACCAAGGAGCCCCAGAGGGGGAUGGGAUACAUGCCCAAGAGAGGUCUGGACGUCAACAAGUGUGAGAUCGCCAGGUUUUAUAAACUGCACGAAAGGAAGUGUGAACCGAUCAUCAUGACUGUGCCCAGAAAGUCUGACCUGUUCCAGGACGACCUGUACCCAGACACGGCAGGACCAGACUGUGCCAUCGAGGCGGAGGAUUGGUUCGAGGGGAAGAACGGCGAGCCCAUCCUCAUAUCCCUGAAGAACGGCUACGUCCCUGGCAAGAACCGCGACCUCAAGGUGGUCAAGAAGAACAUCCUGGACAACAAGCUGAGCAAGAACGCGGAGAAAAGGGGCCCAGCCAACAAGUCUGCCUCGCCCACUCCAUCCAGAAAAAACGAAGCCAAGCUGGAUGAGGUCUUGAAAGAAAUCAAAUCCCUCAAGGACCUGGUCAGCAGUCAGGAGAAGCGAAUCAUCCAACUCGAGGAGCAGAUGUCCAAGAUCGCCAUUUAAGGACCCUCCCGCCAAAGUUCAGGACGAUCCAUUGGCUAGGAGGUGGGCGGGACCCGUCACUGCCAAUCUCAAUGACAGCGUUCCGCCUGAAACCUGCCUAGCAACAAUCCCAAGCAACAUUCCGAGAUUAACUUUUCUUAGUCAGCCCCUAACCCUCAGUUAACAUUAUGGAAUAAGAGAGAAAUAUGGCAAACUAUUCCAUUCCUAUUAAUAAGUGGCAGUUUAGUCUUGUUUAUUGAAUGAAAAAGUCUUACAUAUUCUUUUUGCUUUUAAGAUUGUGACCAAGAAAAUUCCAAUGUGAAACGUUCCUAUUUGGGUAAACCCAAAUGUUUUAUAUGUAGGUAGCAGUAUUUUGUCUCCCCCAUAUCCCAACUUCUUAUGUUGCCAAAUUUUAAAGGAGUUUUGUUUACACACCUCCUUGACAGUAUUUCUUUUUCUUUUUUCUCUCUUUGUUUUCCGGGAAGAUUCAAAAUACAAACUAUAAGGGACAAUGCAAUAGGCUGGUAAUGCAAGGGGGGGAGAUUUAAACAAUCAAACAAUUACUGUAAAAGACAAUGGAGGAGAACUAACUCAUGAGAAACUGACUGACCAUCAAACACUCGAUCCUGAUGUAUCACAGUAAUUCUGUUGUCUUUGAUGCCUAAAAACUCUGAGGUGUAAAAGUGGUGGCGUGAUUCUGGCUGUAAGUGUGAAGGUUCUCGCUCUCCUGCCUGGCUUUUCUGAACCUCUAAAUCCUUCCCUCUCCUCCCAUCUUAGUGGACUAGAUUGUAACGGGACCGCUGUCUUUACACUUGCUAACAUCUCCUGACCCUGACCAGAGUUAAUACAUUCAUAGAUAUUCUACUCAAGAGAUUCAUUCUCCACUGUUCUUUCUCCAUCUUUGAUCUCUUACUCUCUAGCUUGUUUUACUAAGCAAGCAGCAAACAUGCAGUCCUUACAUAUCAUUUGAUACCUGGUAUAACUUAUGUAUGCAACUUGAACAACGUUUUGAUAAUCUCCAUCAAUUUUGUGUCCCAGGAACAGAAAGGGUUAUCAGUGGACUCCCCUUAGCUUUGUAGAUGAAAACGACAGGUGAGAUGUCACCCUGCACAUUGUACUUCUCGUAGCCUUAGAUUUUCCCUUAAACUGGUUUGUUUGGAGUUGUUUACAAUGCACGUGCCCCAAUCCAAAAAUCCUUUUGAAUCAUUUAGGUGACCUCUGCGAUCAACAUUGUUAGCGUUUGAGUCUUAUGAAACUGAAAUGUGCCAUAGUUUGCCAAUAUGUUCCUUGUUUGUUUGUUAGUAUGUCCCACUCUGGCCCUGUGACACAGAUGGUAGGUAUGUACUAUAAUAAGCUCUGCACUGUAAGUCACAGUGCUGCUGCUGACACAUGAUAUGCAGUCACCUGGGUGGCUUGUACGGGUUCUUGUGGCAAUGUCCUGUGUGCUGCCCAGAGAAGGACCAAUGGAAUUGUGGGUUACCAGGCUGGUAAACAUUCCCACAGACUUUUAGCAGUGUAUCAGCCUUGUUCUGCCUCUGAGGUGUUUGUGUGUAAUCUGUGCUGUCAUAAACCCCAAUGUUGAACCAUGCCCUUGUGUUCAAAUCAACUUCAAAUGUAUUGAUCACAUACACAUUUAGCAGAUGUUAUUGCGGGUGUAGCGAAAUGCUGUGUUUGCCAGGAUGCUCACUAUUCACCACCUCAUUGGCCCAUAUCCAUACAGCCAACCAGAGGGUGAGUGACCGGGAUGUGUCUGAAACAAUAACAAUUUUGACUGUUUUGAUCAUGGUUGACAAGAUGUAACGUGGAGAUGUGUGAAUAUGUCUUUGGCCUGGUUGGAGUUGUAGAGGAUGCACCUUUUUAUGAGUUUUGUUUUUGUUUUCCCAGAUAGAAAAUGUGAGGAGGAUUUUAGAUAUUAUAUGGGUUCACCGUAGGGUGUGACCAAGGUUCUGGCCUAUGAUAACAGAAUUGGAUGGUGUGGUGGUGAUAGUAGUUUAUAUACUGUGUGUUUUAGCCUGUGCUUCCUUCUCCGGCUCUCCCGUUGCAGAUAUCCCACUAUGUGUACUUCCUUAUCAGGAUUUUUAAUAGUUUCCCCUUAAAUACUCAGUCACAUCACUAGAGAAUCAGAGGAACAAGGAGUUGUUUGGAUCGUCCGAAUAUUUGAUGGUGUUGCCAACUGCGAUAUUAGUUCUGUUGUCAUGCUAUUUUUGUUAUGCUUAUUUUACAGCGGAAGGGUGGGUUAGGUUUAACUUUCAGAGUUUGUUAGCCUUUAAAGUUUGUUACCACUGAAGAGAUCAGAAAGUGCCAUAUAGUUGUGCACAGGAAGUGCUUAAUUGAUGACUGCGGUUUGAGAAUGGUGUGAGUUAUUUAGCAGGAGAGAGUGGAUAGGCACCCUGAGUGGAACUUUGACAGUGGGGUGUUGGGCAUAGAAAGCACUGAGAAAUGUAAGUUUAUAUCAAUCAAUCCAUCUUGGCCUCCCAGGAUCUAAGAUUAUAUCCGUGGAUUCAGUUUUACACUAAAUAUGCAUCGUCUGGUGUUCUGUAAUAUUUUAUUGGGGUUGAGAAUUACUUCAAGGUGUUCUACUGAGAUAUGAUAUUGAUCUGUCAGGGGAGGUUGUCUUGGGCCUUGUCCUGUACUGCCCUGUAAGUGCUUCUCCUCAGCCUCCUUGGACCACUCAAGGCAGCGAGAGAUGUGAUGUUUGGAAUAUUAGUGAAUAGCUAUUAAAAGGGACACUGUAGGUUGGAUAAAUAUGCUGUAGAGAGAUAGAUGUAUGUGAUGUUUGAAAUAAAGGCCUAGAAAAUGA